UGACAGUCCCGCCUGUCCGGACUCCCCAGUCCCAGCAUGCAACGCGCCGCGGUUUGAAUGGCGCUGCUGUCUACGGCGAGUGGGCCGCGGUAUUAGGACGCCGCUGCUGCCAAUUCCACGGCUGGAUUGGAGUCCCGGGCAGCGGCGGAACCCCUGGCGCGCUGGACCAUGAGCGGCAGCAGGAAUUGUGGAGAUUAUGGCAUCUGAAGCUCAAAAUGUUAGAAAACGGAACCUGUUAUGUAUUGAGGGUCGUCCUAUUCAUCUCCCUAAGAAAAGGAGCUCUCAUUCCCUUAAUGAGAAUAUGAAGGAGGAUAAGAAAUCUGCAAAUAAUUUGGCUUCUUGCACACGCAGAACAACAGUUGGACAAACUCUAACCAGCCCUCAUCCUCUGUUCAAAGUAGUAUAUUGUAGAAGAAAGGCUCACUAUUAUUCUCCAAAGCCUUGUUUCAGAAAGAAACAGCUCCCUAAAGUUAGAGGCCGUGACAUGGCAAAUAAGGAAAAUGAACUAGCCUGUGCAGGUAACCUGCCAGCCAAAUUGCCUCCUAAUGGUCGUACUUUCUUACUGAACUCCAGUGAUGCUGGCCGAUCUCAAACAGAGAGUCCAUCAUCAAAAUACAGUGGAUUUUUUUCAGAGGUUUCUGAAGAUCAUGAUACAAUGGCCCAAGUUCUGUUCAGUAGAAAUCUCCGGCUGAAUGUAGCUUUAACCUUUUGGAAGAGGAGAAGUAUAAGUGAACUUGUAGCCUAUUUAGUGAGGAUACAAGAUCUGGGAGUAGUUGUAGAUUGCCUCCCUGUCCUUACCAGCAGUUUACAGGAAGAAAAACCUUAUAUUUCUGUUGGUUGCUGUGUAGACCUUCUACCAUUAGUAAAAUUAAUUCUUAAAAGCAAAUUUGAAGAAUAUGUAAUUGUUGGUUUAAAUUGGCUUCAGGCUGUGAUUAAGAGGUGGUGGUCAGAACUUUCUGUCCAUACGGAAAAGACAGAAGAUGGAAAUAUUCAGAUUUUAAAAGAACAAUUAAGUAUAUUGUGGAAACAAGAAAAUCAUCUUACUUUGGUUCCAGGAUAUACGGGUAAUAUAGCAAAGGAAGUGGAAUCUUAUUUGUUACAGUUGCACUGAUGUACCUGGAGGACAAAGCUGUGUGUGCACUAAUGUGCUUAAACAGAAACUGUCAACAGUAACACUAAGCAAGAUACUCUUUCCAAAUAAUUCCUCAUCUGAGGACUGUCAUUGACAGAAGAAGGCUAGACCAUUGGAUUAUUUAAUGCGAACGCUAAAUAUCCAUCUGCUUCACAUUGAAGUGGAAAAAAAAUCUAACAGGAGCAACUUUUACUUCAGUGAGGUGAAAGUGCACUAUGAAAACUGUAUGUAUGCCUUUGCCGCAUUUGGGGGAUAUUUUCAGUUGCCUGGUGAAAUCGUGAAAGUGUUUCUUCUACAUAACUAUAUAAUACAAAACCGAAUUGUGAAGAUAGAAUUGAAAACCAUUACUGGGAACCACAAAAGAUCAUUCGCCAUAAAGAUUUUUUAAAGUUGUGUUUUUCUUACGAACUGUAAAAAUGUAUUUUCAAAUGUUAAAUAUUUUGACAGUUUUGAUAUACUGAAUUUCUGAAAUGUGUCUGCUAUAUUAAUCAAAAUAUUAAAGACUAUUUUUGUUGCACUACUGAAAAACUGCAUCUAGCAAAGAGGCCUUAACUACUAGAAUUGCAAAUAGCCAAUAUAUUAGGAUAUCAUAUAGCCAAUAUAUUAAAUAACUAUAUAGAGGGAUGGAAAUUCCUUUGAAAAAAAUCAAAGUGUUUACACAAAUUGUGUACAAAUAAUUUUGAAACGUUUUGCACACUGAAAUAUAUUGAAGUGGGGUUUUCCACUAAAUUGACUACUUAAAUACCUAUCUGACUUAAUUAUAAGAGUAUUAAAAUGUAGAACAUGGAGAAAGUUAACUGUAGCUGUCAACAUAAUAGUGAUUCUGUAUAUCUUGCAGAAUUUUAAUACCUUUUCUAAUAUAUUCUCCUCCUUGUAGUUUGAAUUACAUGCAGUUUAGUAAAUGUACUAAUGUUACUGUUCAGAUUUUCCCACUUCAAAACCUUUUCUGCUAUUCUUUGGAUAUUUAAAACUCCUAGAAAUGUUUACAGCCUGACUAGACUUGUGCGUUUCAGAUUUAACAGCGCAGCUGCUACCUCUUCUAACAAAUGUUGCUGCAAAGCUUUCAGACAUAGAUGCCACAUGGUCAAAUUCCUAACUUAACACUGAUUUUUAAAAGAACAAUAAAUGCAGUACAUCCCAUGUACAAGUUUUACAGCUGUACUUUGUUUGGGUUAUUUGUGACAUUUUAGGACAAUCUGCUAUGGAUUACGUGAUCAUUUGAACUGAAAAACAACUUGAUGUGUUUCUAAGAUGACACCUGUGUUUUAUAUAAGUAGAAAACAAAUAUUUCCAAAUAAAGGUUUAGGAAGUGCCAGCAGUGCACCAAAAUGUAAACUGAAAUAUUUAUAGCAUGCUAGCAAAGUUGCUCAUUAUAUUUAAUGUAAUCCCAAAUUAAAUUUAAAUAUUAGUUUUAUGUAUAUAAGCAACUGCAGGCUGUAAGAGGCCUUAUGUACAUUUCCUUAUAAAAACAAUUCUGAAUUGUUAAAAUCAAAAUUAUAAGUCUAGUUCUGUUGACUUACAGACUCUUCCAGUUGUACAGAGUCAUGCAAUUUUUUCCUGGGUCUUAUGUCUUUAUAUAAGAGAAAAGCUGUCGUGUUCUUGAGCAGACAGAGCUAAAAAUAAGGACUAAAUAUGUAAAAUCAAUCAUUAUUACCAUAAUGUUUUUAAGGUCUUACUAUAUGAAAUCAGUAGCAUCAAUAACAGACUGUAUAAUUCUAUAACAUUACUGUAUUCAUCUGAUCAACUAACUUAAGACAAGUAGCAAUUUUAUGCUCUUUCACAUUGACCUCCUAUUUCAUAGGCCAUUUUGCCUUGAUAAUUGCUCUUUCUUUUAUUCCAUUCUACAGAAGGAUAGGUAAUAUAAAGUGGCAUUGCAAAAAAUAAAGGCUUAAAAUAGUUAUGAAUGGAUGGAGAUUUUGG
This is a messenger RNA of Pantherophis guttatus, 3052 nucleotides long. RefSeq names its product katanin regulatory subunit B1 like 1 (gene KATNBL1). Gene Ontology annotation, molecular function: microtubule binding. NCBI's taxonomy places the organism in Eukaryota, Metazoa, Chordata, Lepidosauria, Squamata, Colubridae. The record is from RefSeq and is a predicted model, not a curated record. Gene Ontology annotation, cellular component: nucleolus.